GUGUUAAAUCUAACAGUUGCAACGGAUUACAUCCGGAAUGUUUGUCGCUUAUUAUAUCCUGGUUUUAGGAUAGGUAAAUAAGGAAGAGUAACCUUCAUUUGACAUAACGUUAGCUGAUAUGCUUAGCUAGCUCUUACUGCCACUUCUUAAUACUGGUAACGUUAACGUGCUGCUGUCUUAACUGCAUUUUUAUCUGUAUUGCUUCCAUCUCUUCGAAAAUUGUUUGCUCUGUAUUGCAGGUGGUAAAUGGCGUCUGCAAAUUCCACAUACGGACAGAAGGAGUCCUCGGACCAGAACUUUGAUUACAUGUUUAAAAUCCUCAUCAUUGGCAACAGUAGCGUAGGAAAGACUUCCUUCCUUUUCCGCUAUGCAGACGACUCCUUCACGCCAGCCUUUGUCAGCACAGUGGGCAUCGACUUCAAGGUGAAGACCAUCUACAGGAACGACAAGAGGAUAAAGCUGCAGAUAUGGGACACUGCGGGCCAGGAGCGCUACAGGACGAUCACCACAGCUUACUACAGGGGAGCCAUGGGCUUCAUCCUCAUGUAUGACAUCACCAACGAGGAGUCCUUCAACGCCGUCCAGGACUGGUCCACCCAGAUCAAGACAUACUCAUGGGACAAUGCACAGGUCCUCCUGGUGGGGAACAAGUGUGACAUGGAGGAUGAGCGGUUGGUGGCCUCAGACAGAGGCCGGCAGCUGUCAGAACAGCUGGGUUUCGAGCACUUUGAAGUGAGCGCCAAAGAUAACCUCAACGUGAAGCAGACCUUCGAGCGGCUGGUGGACAUCAUUUGUGAGAGGAUGUCCGAGAGUCUGGACAACAAUGACCCGGCUGUCACCGGCAAUAAACAGGGGCCCCAGCUCACCGAGCAGCCUCAGAGGUCCCAUCAGGACUGUGCUUGCUAAACUUGACUACACAAACACACUGCUGUCCUAAAAUCCACACACCUUUCUUUUUUUAUUUAUUUUUAUUUUUAUUUUAUAUAUAUAUAUUUGUCUCCACUUUCUUUUUCUUUCUCAUAGGUACAUGCGCAUUAACACAAAUACUGCCAUACAGAGACACAAAACCUGGCUGCUUAGAUUCACCUCACCAAGAGCAUUAUCUAAAUGAGCCGGCUCUCUCCAAAGAUUUGGUGUUUUCAGUGACCUCAUCUUAAAAAUGUUUUUUUGUUGAAUUCAGUAAUGCAGACAUAAUGUCAAAAUUAGUCCCACACACACACACACACUUUUACUAUACUGUAUACUAACAGAAUUAUAAAAGGCCAUGAAGGCUGAGACUUCA
Etheostoma cragini (Arkansas darter) is the source of this 1282-nucleotide messenger RNA. RefSeq names its product ras-related protein Rab-3A-like. The record is from RefSeq and is a predicted model, not a curated record. The transcript is spliced from 6 exons. Gene Ontology annotation, biological process: axonogenesis; regulation of synaptic vesicle fusion to presynaptic active zone membrane; regulation of exocytosis. The coding region runs from base 247 to 906 and encodes 219 amino acids. Lineage: Eukaryota; Metazoa; Chordata; Actinopteri; Perciformes; Percidae. Gene Ontology annotation, cellular component: synaptic vesicle; endosome; axon. Gene Ontology annotation, molecular function: GTP binding; GTPase activity.